AUGGUUAUUGACGAAUGCUGGGAAAGGCCUUGGAUGAGGUUUCGAUCGAGAACUCCUAGGAGGCGACCGUUGCAUGCGAUCCAGGAUCCUCUUGGAAAUGGGUUCACAGCUGUUCGCAUCCAGCCGGCUAACGACUUCCACGGUUGUUGUUCAAUGGGAAAGACGAAGGACAGCAGCGUGACGGCAACUAUCCAGGGCAGGCAAGCGAAUCUGUCUUCUGCGCAUGACGAUGGGCCUCAUGGGAGCCCACAGCGGCACAUUCACAGAGACGGAGGGUCAGCGGACGAAGUCGGUCUGGGCGGACAGAUGCAGCUCGAGUUCGGCCGUUAUGCGACGUACGUCGAUGUCGCCUUUGGGCUUACGAGGCACUGGACCCUAAACAAGCUCCAGUCGCUGGCGGUAUUAAUACCAGCAGCUUUCCUUGACGACCGCGGCACGCGGCUGCAGGAAGAGGGGGGCUGGCAGCACUUCCAGUACGUUGGCGGCGAGGGCGGCACGGGGAAAUCUCGCGUCAUCCACGCAAUCCACGACAUGUUCCGGCUGAAGGACGGUCUCCAUACCCUGCUCCUGACGGGCGCCAGCGGCAACGCGGCCGCGCUGAUCGGCGGGGUGACGCUGCACUCGGCGACCAACAUUGGAUUCGAGGGCAAGAACGAGGUUGCAAGGAACAUAUCGGAAGAAGAAAAGCUGCGUUGGAAAAUAUGGUCAUGUUGA
Chaetomium globosum CBS 148.51 is the source of this 714-nucleotide messenger RNA. RefSeq lists its product as uncharacterized. The transcript has 2 exons. The record is from RefSeq and is a predicted model, not a curated record. Gene Ontology annotation, molecular function: DNA helicase activity. NCBI's taxonomy places the organism in Eukaryota, Fungi, Ascomycota, Sordariomycetes, Sordariales, Chaetomiaceae. Bases 1 to 714 code for a protein of 237 amino acids. Gene Ontology annotation, biological process: telomere maintenance; DNA repair.